Messenger RNA from Corylus avellana, 1902 nucleotides. The record is from RefSeq and is a predicted model, not a curated record. Lineage: Eukaryota; Viridiplantae; Streptophyta; Magnoliopsida; Fagales; Betulaceae.
ACAUGGAAGAAGCUAAAACACAAAUAAAAAAACUACAGUUUGCUUUGCAAGAGAUGCAGCUUCAGCUUAAGGAAAAUAAAGAAAUGUUUGAGAAGGAACGUGAGGAUGCAAAAAGGGCAGCAGAAAGGCUUACCAGUGAAAAAGAAAUGCUCAUGGCUGACAUGGAAGAAGAUAAAACACAAAUAAAAAAACUACAGCUUGCUUUGCAAGAGAUGCAGCUUCAGCUUAAGGAAAAUAAAGCAAUGUUUGAGAAGGAGCGUGAGGAUGAAAAAAGGGCAGCAGAAAGGCUUACCAGUGAAAAAGAAAUGCUCAUGGUCAAGUUUAGUUCAGUGGAAAUGAAAAUCGAUGAAACAGAGAAAAAAUAUGAGGCAAACAAAAUUAGCGAACAGAGGUUGUUGAAGCACACUUCGGAGGAAAUAAUUCAAAUAAAGACUGUCAUUUGGAGACUUGAGUCUGAAAACAAACUUCUUCGGCAGCAAGUCUUGCUAAUACUAACACCCGUAGAAGAGAUAUCAGAACAUCCACCGACUCCUGCAACCAAGGAGAAUGUUGAUGCUCUUGUUAGUUGUGUUACAAAAAACAUUGGAUUCAGCCACGGGACACCUGUUGCGGCACUUAUGAUCUACAAGUGUCUUCUCAACUGGAAAUCUUUUGAAGCUGAAAGGACUAGUGUAUUUGAUCGGCUCAUCCAUAUGAUUGGCUCUGCCAUCGAGGAUCAAGAUAACAAUAAUCACAUGUCUUAUUGGUUAUCAAAUACAUCUACUUUAUUAAUCUUGCUGCAAAGAUAUCUGAAAGGUGCUGGUGUGAGUGGUGCAACUCCACAUCGAAAACCACCCCCUCCAACAUCCCUCUUGGGGAGGAUGACCAUGGGGUUUCACUCAUCCCAUUCUUCGCCCAAUCUUCCUGUCGCCUCACGUGAUGUAGUAUGCCAAGUAGAGGCUAACUACCCAGCUUUGCUUUUCAAGCAGCAGCUCACAGCCCUUGUGGAGAAGAUAUAUGCAACCAUUCGAGACAACUUGAAGAAGGAGUUGGCAUCUUUGCUUUACUUAUGUAUCCAGGAGCCAAGAAAAACAAAGGGAAUACUAAGAUCUGGGCAGUCCUUUGGGAAAGAUUCUCCAGCUACUCAUUGGCAGAGCAUUAUUGAACGCCUCAACAUUCUCCUCAAUACACUGAAAGAAACUUUUGUGCCUCCAAUUCUUGUUCAGAAGAUCUUCACUCAAACUUUCUCAUAUAUAAACUUACAACUCUUUAAUAGCCUUCUUCUGCGUCGCGAGUGUUGUACAUUCAGCAAUGGGGAAUAUUUGAAAGCUGGGUUAGCUGAGUUGGAGCUAUGGUACUGCCAAGCGAAAGAACAGUAUGCAGGCUCCUCAUGGGAUGAACUUAAGCGCUUAAGACAGGCAGUUGGGUUCUUGGUCAUACAUCAAAAAGAUAGAAUGUCCUGGGAUGAAAUCACCAAUGACCACUGCCCUAUCCUAAGUGUUCAGCAGCUGUAUAGAUUAAGUACCUUGUUUUGGGAUGAAAAUAAUACGGAACGUGUGUCACCAGAUGUCAUUUCCAGCAUGAGGUUACUUAUGACGGAGGACUCUAACAAUGCUCCGAGCAAUUCCUUUCUGUUGGAGGACGAUUCCAGCAUACCCUUCUCGGUUGACGACCUCUCUACUUCUCUGCAUGAGAAGGAUUUCUCCGAUGUCAAACCAGCAGAUUAACUUCUUGAUAAUUCAGCCUUCCAAUUUUUGAGCAGUGCAUUCAGAUUCUCUGGUCAUUGUAUUGGUGGACGCAAAUCCCUUACCCCUUUUUUUACACUAUUUCCACGCCCCCCCGCAGUAAAAUUAUUCUUGUAUUAAUUUCUUUUAGCAUUUAUAUUGUACAAUUUGACUCGCAUGUAUUGGAAGACAAUGCGAC